CCAGAUCUAAUACUUCAUUGAGAAAGGAUGUGGACUCUCAAAUACUACAACUGUGAGUGCUGUGGGAGUGAUUUUGUCAGCUGCAAGGCUCUGAAGUAUCACUUUCAACAGAAGCAUUUUGGAAAAGUUCACUAUGAAAAAUUUGGCCAAGAAGUCCUGAGGGAGAAGCUCCAAGAACACAGUAAGUCUCUACAUGACAGGUCAGCCAUGGAGACACACAAGCUCAACUGGGAAAAUCUAGAAGAAAGGAAUAUAAAGCAUAUGGCUGCAGAAAUAUCAAAAACCUGCAGGAUGUGUUCUAGGCACUUUGGAACCGUCCUUAGUCGGGAGAAGCAUGAAAUACAAGAACAUCACUUCACAGCCAGAAAAAGAGCCCAAAUGUCUACAGGAUUUUCACCUCAUAAUAUGUUGGAGUGUAAAAGUCCCCAAGAGCUACAGAGAUUUGCAGAUAAAAAUAUCCGCCCUGCCUCUGGUCAUCUGAGCACUGCAUGUGUGGCUGAAAUUGGGGCCCUGUUCAAGUUGAUCCAGGAUUGCUUUCCGGUGCCGGCCUCCCGAGUGAUCCAGGGUGGUUCUUAUAUAAAGGGGACUGACACCCAAGGAUGCUCAGAGAUUGACAUCGUGUUGUUCAGUGAUGUGUUUGCCAAUGUGAACCAUUGCAAAAAACAACUGAGAGAAGCGCUGGAUGCUCUGAGGGAAAACUUAAAGCAAACAUCACGUGGAAACAGGAUCCUAAUGGGAAAGAGAGCACCAUUGUCUUUAAGAUUCAAUUUUUUAUGUACUGAAGGUCUUCACAAUCAUUCUUUUGAGAUCAUGGCCUGCUAUGAUGUCCUGGGGCAUGCACCCUCCACAGAUUUAAAACACCUUUACCGCAAACUGUACCUCUGUAACGACAGUGACUCAGCACAGCUGUGUGCCUUGGCCCUCUUGCCGUACCAAGUGGAUUUUGUCAAGGCAUCUGUGGUGAGGGUGAAGGAGCUCAUUCGUUUAAUGAUACAUUGGUUCAAGACGUCAUUUGCCAAGUCCACCGAGGAAAAUAAAUUCCGCAGACUUCCCUCCUCUUACACAGUGGAGCUCCUCACAAUUCACAUCUGGGAACUGGCAGGAAAGCCGCUGUUGUUCAGCCUGGUGCAGGGAAUGAGGGCAGUCCUCAAACUUCUGGUUCGAUACACAGAAAUUGAUGUCGUUUGGCACAGACACUACCAUCCCAAGUUCCCCAUUUUUGUAAAGGUUAACCAGAAACACACCAGGCCGUUCAUUUUAGACCCCGUAAAUCCUACUGUCAACGUGUGUGACACCUGCAAUGCCUGGGACGAGGUUGCCCUGGUGGCAAGGCAUAGCCUGUUGAAGCCUCUUUUCAGCAGAGUAAGAGCUGAGCCCCCUUGGCUUUUCACAAACAACUGGUAAACUGGACAAGGAGCUA
Messenger RNA from Leopardus geoffroyi (Geoffroy's cat), 1420 nucleotides. RefSeq names its product 2'-5'-oligoadenylate synthase 1A-like. Gene Ontology annotation, biological process: regulation of ribonuclease activity. Bases 28 to 1404 code for a protein of 458 amino acids. Gene Ontology annotation, molecular function: 2'-5'-oligoadenylate synthetase activity; double-stranded RNA binding. Gene Ontology annotation, cellular component: nucleoplasm; membrane; cytosol. The transcript is spliced from 8 exons. Lineage: Eukaryota; Metazoa; Chordata; Mammalia; Carnivora; Felidae. The record is from RefSeq and is a predicted model, not a curated record.